Molecule: messenger RNA, 1605 nt
Organism: Adineta steineri
Lineage: Eukaryota; Metazoa; Rotifera; Eurotatoria; Adinetida; Adinetidae
Source: the annotation of a GenBank genome assembly
AUGGCAGAGGAUGUAGUUAAAGAACAAGAACAAGUAGAAAGUUCAUUCAUAGAAAAUGAAAGUGAGGGUUUAGAAACAGCAUGUUAUCGUAAAUGUCAUGGACAAUUUUGUUUAACAUCAACAGAAAAUCAUUUUCAACAUGAAAUAUCAUUAGAUUAUUCACCAUUUCAAGAUGCAUUAACAAAUUAUUCAUCAACGACAUAUACAAAAAUGGAAUCUUUACUUAAACUGGAUCAUUCUAUUGAUCGAAUAAGAAAUCUUAUAAAAAAUAAACAUAUAACAUGCGUAGAUUUAGCAUUAUUCUAUUUAAAACGUGUGCAAAUGACAAAUGAUUUUUAUAAAAUUAUUAUUGAACUUAAUCCUCACUUACUGACAGAAGCUCAACAAUUAGAUAAAGAAUUCAAUGAAAAUCAAAUAAAUAAUAAAUUAUUAUUCGGUUGUGUUGCUGGUAUUAAAGGCAAUAUUAGUAUACGUGAUAUGUACAAUGAUGCUGGUUGUCUAAUUCUUGGUCGAACUAAUUUAUCUGAAUGGGCAUAUUCAGUAACUGAAAAUGCUCCAUCAGGUUUUUCAGCCGUAGGUGGACAAUGUCUUCAUCCCGAUGAUAUCCAUGAAGAUGUUAGUGGUUCAUCUAGUGGAUCAGCAGCUGGUAUUAAAUUAAAUCUAUUUACAUUUUCAAUAGGUACAGAAACUCAAGGAUCACUUUUAUCACCAGCAAUGAAUGUAAGAAAUGUUUGCACGCUUAAACCAUCACUUGGUACAUGGCCUAAUCAAGAUAUAAUUCCUGUUAAUUAUGAUCAAGAUACAUGUGGACCGAUGACACGAAAUAUUAAAGAUGUUGAACUAUUACAUAAAAUAGCUUCAGGAAUAAAAACUAAUGCUGAAGAUGAUAGUCGAUCAUUAAGAGUUGGUUAUCUUGGACAAUCCCAAGAUGGUAUUGUAUUGCUUCAAACUCUUUCUGCACUAUUGCCUUCAACAACAUUAAUUGAUUUAAAUAAGGAUUUAUCUCUUGUUUCACCAAUGACAAAUGUAAUGAAUACAGCAAAUUUAUGCGACGUAACAUUUCUUGAUUUUCUUUGUUAUGCACUUGCUCGAGAUGUUCCAUUAUAUUUAUCUUCUCACGCAUCUUCUUAUUCACAUCAGACUCUUGCUUCAAUCAUUGAAUGGAAUAAGUCACAUCCGCAAUAUAUUCCUUAUGGUCAAUCACUAUUUAUUCGUGCAAUAGAAUCACCCAUAACACAAGAAAUGUAUGAUAAAUAUAAACAAACAUUACAGGAAGCAUUUGAAAAAUUUACUGAUCUUCUUAAAUCAAAAUAUUCUCUUGAUUGUUUAAUAACAAUUGGUAAUGAUGAUUAUUUUUCGUGCACAACAGCAUGUGGUAUACCACGUGCUAAUCUAACACUUGAUUAUUAUAUUCCGGAUCAUAAACAAAUCAAUAUUGUUGUUGCUGGCUUUUCGAUUAAUGAUGAUCUUGUUAUACUUCGUUUGCUUCAACGAUUAGAAAAAGCAAAUCUUCAAGCAGGUAGAAUAGACACAAGAACAUCAUUUCAAAAAUAUAUUCAACAACCAAUACGCGGAGCCUAUCAAAAUGGCUGCUCAAUUCUUUAA